UCUUCUCCCUCCUUUCCCCUUUUCUAGGGUUAGGGUUAGGGGUAGGGUUUCUUCUUUGCCUUUUGGAUCUGAUUGAGAGAUAUCGAUACAGAGGGAGAGGGGGGCGAUGGGGUCGGCGGCGGAGUUGAUCCCGAGCUCGGCGGUGCGGGAGAGCUUCGAGACGCUGGAGAAGCAGCGGGAGCUCAUCACCAGUUGCACGGCGCUCUGGAAGGAGCUCUCCGACCACUUCUCUACUCUCGAGCGUGGCCUUCAGCUCCGCUCUGACUCCCUUCGCAGUCGCCGUGAGUCCCUUGAUGCUUCCACUAAGCGCACUCUCGACUCGCUUAACCGCCGCGAGCACUCCAUCGACACUUCUGUCCGUAUCGCGCUUGCUAAGCUCGAAGACCGCCGUCUUGCAGCUCUCCAUGCCCUGUCCUCGACGGAUUCCGCUGAGGCGGACGAUCUCUCGGCCAAACUUCGAUCCCUUAGCACGAAGAUGGAUACCGAGGGUUUCUUUGAUCUCUUAGCCUCCAAAAAGAAGGAAGUCGACGUUCUUCGCUCUGAGGUCCCUGUUGCGCUCGCUGACUGCAUUGAUCCUGCGAAGUUUGUCAUUGACGCAAUAUCUAUGGUCUUCCCUGUCGAUCGUAGGGUGGUGAAGACUUCCAAUGACUACGGGUGGGUCUGCGUGCUGAUCUUGGAGUCUUUGGUGCCUGUGCUUGCUGAUCCGCAGUUGGGGGAGUCUAGGUCUCUGGUCACAGUUGCGGUGAAGGAGCGGGCAAAGGAAAUGGCUGAUGAGUGGAAGGGGGGCUUGGAAAAGCUUGGCGGGAUCGACGGUACAAAGCCCUCUUCAGCCCAUGCGUUCCUGCAGCAUGUCGUGACUUUUGGAAUCGCUGUUAAGGAGGACAAAGAGCUCUACCGCAUGCUUAUACUGGCCUUUGCUUGGAGGAGACAAAUGCCCAAGCUUGCGCUGUUAUUGGGCUUUGAGGAUAGCAUGACUGACAUGAUAGAGGAACUGAUUAACAAGGGACAACAUCUUGAUGCAAUAAAUUUUGCUUAUGAAGCUGGUCUUCAGGACAAAUUCCCUCCUAUCCCACUGCUGAAGUCAUUCCUUAAAGAUUCAAAGAAAACUGCAUCUUCAAUUUCUGAGGAACGUUCCAGCCCUGUGCGAUCUACCACAUAUAAUGGGGGCAGGAGGGAACAAUCAGCUAUCCGUGCAGUUAUGAAGUGCAUUGAGGAUCGCAAUCUUGAAGCAGAGUUCCCCGUGCAGAAUCUCCAGAAACGGCUUGAGCAAUUGGAGAAGGUCAAGGCCGAGAAGAAAAAGUCACCAAGCCCUAAUAGUCCUGCAAAUAAGCGAACACGCGCAAAUAAUGGAGGCCCAAUGCCCCCUGCCAAGGCUGGCCGUUUGACGAACAAUGCCUAUGUAUCAUCUUUCCCAGCUGCACCCACAUAUGUCCGAUCACCCUCUCAUCAUACAUACCCAGCUGCUGCUUCUCCUUAUGGACAAGUUGGAAAUGGAGCCUAUGGAAGCCGAAGUCCACCAGCUAUCAGGGAUCCCUAUGGCUACCCAGCUGAAGAAAUGUCCCCUCAUGCUCGAGGGGCACCGUAUUUACCUGCACCCCUUCAAUAUCCACCCGUUGCACCAGCAUCUUUUGCACCUGCACCUACAUCAUAUCCAUCCCCGCCCAUGACCUACCCAACAUACGGUGGCUACAGCAAUGGCCUGGCACCAGCAUACCAGCAGGGUUACUAUAGGUAAACAGGUUGUCUGCACUUAGCCUGUUUCCUGGAAAGAUGAUAUAACAUGACUUCACCUCUUUUGUAGUGGCUAACUACAAUGGUAGGAUUGCGCGUGCUUAUCGCUAGUUGGUUUGUUUCUACUUCCUGUUUAGGUCUAAGUUGUCUCCUGCUUUCCCUUCAUGUAUGUAAAUGCUUAUUGAAAACCUAAAACACCGCUACUUAAUCCUUAUGGCUGAACACUGGAUAAAACUGAAGUCCCAGGGGCUGCACUAGCUUUGAUGUAAUCAACCUCCAGUUCUUGAAUAUUAUGACUAUGUACAGCUAAUGAAACAGCCUUUCCUUUUUCCUUCCAA
Molecule: messenger RNA, 2069 nt
Organism: Dioscorea cayenensis subsp. rotundata (Guinea yam)
Lineage: Eukaryota; Viridiplantae; Streptophyta; Magnoliopsida; Dioscoreales; Dioscoreaceae
Product: FRIGIDA-like protein 4a
Exons: 3
Coding region: 107-1735 (542 amino acids)
Source: RefSeq, a predicted model, not a curated record